Messenger RNA from Penicillium daleae, 1911 nucleotides. RefSeq names its product putative GTP binding protein (GTPBP1). Bases 1 to 1911 code for a protein of 636 amino acids. NCBI's taxonomy places the organism in Eukaryota, Fungi, Ascomycota, Eurotiomycetes, Eurotiales, Aspergillaceae. Gene Ontology annotation, molecular function: GTPase activity; translation elongation factor activity; GTP binding. The record is from RefSeq and is a predicted model, not a curated record. The transcript is spliced from 3 exons. Gene Ontology annotation, biological process: translational elongation.
AUGCCUCAACUCAAACCGAAAACCAACGCCGAGGAGAGGAAAAGAGGCGAGAUCGCCCUCAGCGAGUUCGCAGAGUACGCUGAACAACAGCAAGCGCAUCGCUCUGCCGUGCCGGUCCCGCCUAGCGAUAGCGGAUACGAGACCAGCAGCGUGUCCCGCGAUGUCGAGGACCAUGCUGAACUCGAGAUCCUCGACCAGCUUGGCCUUUCCGAUGCGCCCCGCACCGUCAAGCUGAAGGAGCUCCUUCUCGGAACGGGGGACUCGACAACUGAGGAUAGUCUACAAGCUCUCGCCGCAACGAUACAAACGCGAAUCGACGAAGGCCACGGAGAGACAAUAUUCGAUCUAGGACUUGAAGAUGGUGGCGAUUCAAUGGGGUUUGACCUGGCGCAAUGGGAGACGGCGCUCCAGCGUCUGCGUGAAGCUGCUGAGACGAUCCCGGCUCACUGUCGAAUACUACUCACGCAUAAUGUGGGCGGUGCCCAGGAAUCCACGGUGAAAAAUGAUCGUAUCAGGGGCGCAUGGGGCAAAGUUCUGAUCCGCCAGGUUGCAACGAAUAUUGAGGAGGUAGGGGAACUGCGCAUUGCGGUCGUAGGCAAUGUCGACGCGGGGAAGAGUACCAUGCUUGGUGUGCUGGUAAAAGGCAGCCUAGAUGAUGGUCGUGGCCGUGCGCGAGUCAACCUCUUCCGCCACAAGCACGAGAUUGAAAGCGGGCGAACCAGCUCCGUCGGAAUGGAAAUUAUGGGUUUCGACAGCCACGGCGACAUCGUGGGCAACACCCAAGGCCGAAAACUCUCUUGGGAAGAGAUCGGGAAGCGCUCUGCGAAAGUCAUCUCGUUCUCUGACCUGGCGGGCCACGAACGCUACCUGCGCACUACCGUCUUUGGCAUGCUGAGCAGCAGCCCCAACUACUGUUUGCUUAUGGUCGCCGCUAACAAUGGUUUGAUCGGCAUGAGUCGUGAGCACUUGGGAAUUGCCCUCGCGCUGAACGUCCCUGUCAUGGUCAUCGUCACCAAAAUCGAUAUCUGCCCGCCUCAGAUCCUCCAGGAGACUCUGUCGCAAUUGUCGAAGAUUUUGAAGUCUCCUGGUGCGCGCAAGAUCCCCAUUUUUGUGAAAGAUAUGGAAGAGACCAUCAACACGGCGACUCAGUUCGUCAGUCAGCGUAUCUGCCCCAUCUUCCAAGUCUCCAAUGUUACCGGCGAGAAUUUGGAGCUUGUUCGGACAUUCCUGAAUAUCCUUCCUCACCGAGGGCACUAUGAUCAGGAAGCUCCAUUCGAAUUCCUGAUCAACGAUACCUUCUCAGUGCCUCACGUAGGUACAGUUGUGUCGGGGGUGGUCAAGUCCGGUGUGAUUCAUGCGGGCGACUCGGUUGUCGUUGGGCCAGAUUCUCUCGGUCAAUUCACCACCACCACGAUAAAGAGUAUCGAGCGCAAGCGAAUACAGGUGAAUGCUUGCUUCGCAGGCCAGUCGGGCUCGUUCGCCCUAAAACGCGUCCGCCGCAAAGAAGUCCGCAAGGGCAUGGUGGUACUCAAAAAGAUGGACAAUCCUCCUAAAGUGUACCGCGAAUUUGUGGCUGAAGUUCUGAUCCUGUCUCAUGCAACUACCAUCAAGCCCAAGUAUCAGGCCAUGUUGCACGUUGGAGCGGUCAGCCAAACUUGCGCAGUGAUCGACAUCGAUCGCCCCUUCAUCAGGACUGGCGACCGCGCCCUCGUGGCGUUCCGCUUCAUCCAGCGGCCCGAGUUCCUGGCGCCAGGCGAUCGUGUCCUGUUCCGGGAGGGUAAGACUAAAGGUCUAGGCAUUGUGAAAAGCAUUGGUUAUGACCCUCAGCAUCCCCUGAAUCCCAAUGCAACGAAACGAGAGGGCGAGGGUGAUGUGGAGAAAGGGAAUGAAGAAACGAAUGAGAAAGUUUAA